Molecule: messenger RNA, 1600 nt
Organism: Cornus florida
Lineage: Eukaryota; Viridiplantae; Streptophyta; Magnoliopsida; Cornales; Cornaceae
Exons: 6
Coding region: 366-1223 (285 amino acids)
Biological process (GO): regulation of DNA-templated transcription
Cellular component (GO): nucleus
Molecular function (GO): protein heterodimerization activity
Source: RefSeq, a predicted model, not a curated record
CCGCUGAAAAUUAGAGGAGGAAAAGGAAAAUACAACUCUCUAUUCUCUCUCUCCCUGACUGUUUCGUGGGCUUUGGCUGUUUUUGGGGGUCCGACAAAAGCGGUUUUCGGAGUAGGAAGCGAAUCUGCAAUUUUUUUUUUUUUCUUUUUCUUUUGUUUCCUCCGUGGUGUUUUGAACGCGCAAGGAGGACGAUUUCGACGAGAAUCGAUCUUGUUCUUUUUGAUAUAUAUGUGUGUGUAAUACAGUAUAUAUUUGGAUCUGCUGGCUAUAAGAGCAUAGAGUUUGAGGGUAGAUAUAUAUAUACGUGUGUGUAUAUCAGUUCUAUUUUUCUUCUAGGGUUUGAUUGAUGAUUAGAGUCUGACGCCAUGAGGAAAAAGCUCGAUACUCGCUUUCCUGCUGCUCGAAUUAAGAAGAUAAUGCAAGCUGACGAGGAUGUGGGGAAGAUUGCUAUGGCUGUACCUCUUCUAGUUUCUAAAGCUUUGGAACUGUUUCUGCAAGAUCUAUGUGACCGUACAUAUGAGAUCACUCUUCGGAGGGGUGCAAAGACAAUGAACUCUUUUCAUUUAAAACAGUGUGUACAGAGCUUUAAUGUGUUUGAUUUCUUGCGGGAGAUUGUCAGCAAGGUUCCUGAUUUAGGUGGCAGUGAUGCUGUCGGUGAGGAUAGAUCUGUUGCCAAAAGAAGGAAAGUUGCUGAUGGUGAAGACAAUGACAGUGAUGACGAUAUAAAGAAAGUCAGGAUGGUAAAUCAUGAAACUGGACACACAAGUAGCACUGGCAGAGGAAGGGGAAGGGGUAGGGGUAGGGGUCGUGGACGAGGUAGUCGAACAGUAGAGAGAGAAACAACUACUCAUAGUGAGAAGUUCGAAGAUGAUCCAGACAUUUCUCUGCACAAUGAGAAGCAAGAGCAAAACCAUGAAAGGCUAGACAAUGGGACAGAUCCUGAAGAUUCAAAGGCAAAUAUUGUGGCUGGUAAGACGUCAGAAGUACCAGUACGCAACUUUGACCUCAACGUGGGCUUGGAUGAGAAUGGGGAUUCAACAACCAUGGUAGCCUCCACCCCUGCUCGGCCAUCGCCAAAGUGUGCUCCUCCUGAAUUGAAACACGAGGAAUACCCUGGCUGGUCGCUUGCUGACAUGGAAAAAAUGGCUAUAGACCCCAUUCAACUUGCCAAUUUGAAUAGAAGUAUAGAUGAGGAGGAAGAAGACUAUGAUGAAGAAGGAUAGAUAAACUCACUGCAAUUAGCUAGCUUUUGUGGUAGCUUAUAAAUCAUACAGGUUGGUAGGUCCUUAGUUUCUUAUAUGAUUGUGGAGUAGUAGAUAUUGACAUAGUAUUGUUGAGACAGACAGGUAGGAGUUUAGGGAAACAAGGAAAAAGGAAAUUGCACAGUGGUAUUGCUAGACGAUGCUGAGAAGCGGGUGGUUUUUCGUCUUGGUUUUUCUCGAUGUUUGUACAAUAUGCUUCUAUACCAUCCGCUAACAGCAACACUUCAAGAACACAUUGAUUUCCCUUAUAAUUUGGAAAUCUGUCUAGAAUUGUGUAACUUUUCCCUUGUUUGGAUUAGAAUGUCAUCUGUGUUUUAAUUGUUUUUGUUGUUCUUUUA